GGCCAAGAGAAGUUGGGGAAGUUAUUAAAGCCAGUAACAAUGGCAAACCGUGUAGCAUCAACACCGUGUGGUUUGGAGUAAUGAUCUGCGACAACAUAGUGUCCGCCAACGGAACGACACCUUACCUCGUGCCAGUACAGAUCAGUUUUCGUUUGAACCCAGUACCACGAAGUCGCGUAUCCACAACCACCGGUCAGCCUAGCGAGUGACUGACUUGAGCGUGAUAACUUCGUUAUCCGUAGUUCCUCGAAAAAGAUAAAAGGUCGUACUGAACUGUGCCCGCACUAAUAGUGACUCCUCUCUUAGUUGGUGAAGUUCGUGAUACAAAGUGCAGUUUAUACAGUGACAGUCCUGACCCGAGUGCAGUGUCCUUAGUGGUUGCUACAAUGUUCCUGACUGGGACGAUAUUCACCUGCCUCCUUUCUCUAGUCGCAUCGCAGUACACUCUGCCAGGGUAUGAAACAGCGAAUUUUAUAAACAUAUUUUUCUUUCGGGAUCCACUGUAUCACGAACAGUUCUGGAAUGGCAAUCUCUUUGAAAGGCCCAGAACGAGUAGGAAAAGUAAUUUUGGCUUCCAGCAGGGUCAAUUUUAUCAGCCUCCGCCACAACUGCCGCCGCAUCACCAUCCACCGCCACCUCAUGGACCACCACACCAUCACCAUGGGCCUCCACCCCACCCUCAUGGACCACCACCAUACCACCAUGGGCCACCACCGCCAUUCCAGCAUCACCACCACCACCAUCCUCCGCCGCCUCCAGCUCCUUCCCAGUUUUUCGGCCCAAAUGCCCAUUACAAUUUCGGUUCGUGGCAAAAUCAAGACUACAAUGGCAACGUUUUUCAACCAACUCCAACGACUCCCCCGAACAAUGGAUUUAUCAACUGCAAUAUUCCAACCGGAGGACAAUCCUUUGAAAUAGUGCCGAGCUCAAACCAAGUAUCUUCUACGGUAUCCACUACAACAGUCAACACCUUCCAACCUGUUUCUAGUCAACAAGCAGCAAAUAUCAAUAAUAUUGUUAGUGGAAUCUUUCCGGGGGUACCACAAACCAACAUUCAAACUGUAACAAGUACAUCUACUGGAACUACGAUUUCAGCGCCUAAUGGAUUAGUAUCUGGAAAUAUUGGACAAACUAAUAGUCAGCAAAGUACUCUUCAAGUCUCCCAGCCAACGGAUCAGAAAAAUAUCAACUUUGGUCGACCCCAACCUACAGCACCUUCGUCAGGAACAGAUGUUAAUCAACUUAUCUCAGGAGUAUUUCCAAGCUUAGGACAACAGGGGGGACAACAAGGGGGUCAACAAGGAGUCACAAACGUUCCUAGUUCUCCCGACAGAAAUGUUAAUGACCUCGUGGCUGGUGUUUUCGGUGGUUCAGGAAAUCAGGGAAGCGUAUCACAGAGACCGCAAAUUUCCACUGAAACAAAUGUCAACAACCUCGUGGCUGGUGUUUUCGGUGGUUCGGGAAAUCAGGGAAGCGUAUCACAGAGACCGCAAAUUUCCACUGAAACAAAUGUCAACAACCUGGUCGCUGGAGUUUUCCCAGGUUUAUCUCAACAAGGACAACAAGGUCAGCAAGGUCAAUUAAAUAAUCUUCCAAGCGUCACUUCAUCAACAUCAACAAGCACAAAUACCCUUAUUUCUGGAGUCUUCCAAGGUUUACCAGCACAAGGCAGUAAAAGUCAGCCAUCACAAAGCCCAGGGUCUUUCGGGCCACCGCAAAGCUCGCCUGAUGUCAAUUCAAUUCCAGUAUUUCAGCCAGAUUUCCCAUCUUCUCCAAUUAACGACCAGAAACAACCUACGGUUUCGGUGGUCACUUCAACUAGCUCUACUUCGUCCUCUCAGAAUAUUAAUAUUCCUCAGCCUACACAAGACUUUUCGCCAGACUCGAAUGCUGCAGGGAAAGCUAGUGGAGAUAAUGGGACGAAUGGUGAUGACGAUGAAGCGCCGGUGUUUGAUAUAGACAUUCGACUUGGUCCAAUCGGUGACGAAGUAGAUGACGGUACAAGCCAAAGAAACCGAACGACAUGACUACAGCAAUUGUAAGCUUAACUCCGAUGUAAAUAAAAUAUUCGUUUUUUAAUAA
Molecule: messenger RNA, 2082 nt
Organism: Hermetia illucens (black soldier fly)
Lineage: Eukaryota; Metazoa; Arthropoda; Insecta; Diptera; Stratiomyidae
Product: protein pygopus-like
Exons: 4
Coding region: 387-2027 (546 amino acids)
Source: RefSeq, a predicted model, not a curated record